AUGAGGCUGAUAUUGCUCACCUUAUUCUUGAUUGCCGCUGCCGAUGGAGGCAUAAUAGACAAAGUGAAAGGAGUGUUUUCCGGUGAAGGCAGUUUCGGAGAGAAACUAAAGAAUGCAACUAUCGUUGGAUUCAAGAAGCUCUUCGAAAACACGGCACUGUUCAAAAUCCGGGACAAGAUCAGAAGUAUGAAGGACAAGGUUUUGAAGACAUUGGAGUUACACCAAAUGAUGAAUAAUCGCCUCGAGAUAAGGUUGAGACGCUUGCCGACCAUCAAGAAGGAUAAAGUCGCAGAGAAAGGAGACUCCAUCACUGAGGUCAACGAAUACAGUCAGGUUGGCCAGGAUCUCUACCAGAGCGACAUGGUGCUAACAGAGGAGCAAGCCGAGGAGAUUGUGCAAGAUAUAGAAGAUGAGGUUGCUGGUGAAAAUCGCGCAAAACGCCAAGCGUUCAAGGAUCAUAGAUAUCCAAAUAUGCUAUGGUCAGAAGGAGUGAAUUAUUACUUCCAUAAGCUCGCAACCAAAGAUCGAAUCAUGGUAUUCCCGGAGGAUGGAUGUUGGUCCUACGUCGGAAAACUCGGCGGUGAACAGAAGCUGUCACUAGGAAGUGGUUGUGAAACGGGAUCAUCGCCCGCGCACGGAGGCUCUGGUCACGCUCUCUCGGAUUUUCCAACAAUGUCUUCGACACGGAUCCGACGACUUCAUCACGGUGAACAAGCACAACAUCAAAGUAAGUGUUCGCCAGUGCCCCUAUCACAUGGUUUUACAACAGAGGUGGACUGGCUAAGUCAAUUCAACAAAGAAACAACGAAAACAAACGACAACUACAACAUGACAUACGAUUACGGCAGCAUUAUGCACUACGGUGGAACUAGUGCAUCGUUUAACAAAAAGCCAACAAUGGUUCCGUUCGAUAUCGACUAUCAGCAAACGCUUGGGUCUCCAUUCAUUUCUUUCAUCGAGCUUUCAAUGCUUAAUGAACACUACGGAUGCAAAGGUUUGACAGCCACCUGCGAAAUACCUUUUGCUCACAUUUGA
Molecule: messenger RNA, 1035 nt
Organism: Cooperia oncophora
Lineage: Eukaryota; Metazoa; Nematoda; Chromadorea; Rhabditida; Trichostrongylidae
Source: the annotation of a GenBank genome assembly